Electrophorus electricus (electric eel) is the source of this 8237-nucleotide messenger RNA. The record is from RefSeq and is a predicted model, not a curated record. NCBI's taxonomy places the organism in Eukaryota, Metazoa, Chordata, Actinopteri, Gymnotiformes, Gymnotidae.
AUUUAGCAUUAGCGAACGGUCUAUCCAAAUCUAAUCCUAGUAAUGUCUCUACUGGACAAGCGAACGAAUCGGUCCGAAAACUAACGACUAGGCACGAAAAUCUCCGAAAUUCCCCGUGAGCAACCUGUGAGCGAGCGAGUGAGUGGAGGGAGACGCGUGAUUGAAGGGACGAACGGGGGAGCCUCCAACCGCCCGCUGUGGAGAAGGAGACCGCUGCAAGAAGUCUGUGAAGGAGAAACUCUGGACUCGCCGUUAGAAGGAAGGCGACGAUACGUUUGUCCCUUCCCUCUCAAGUCUCUGUACGAACACCAAUAACGGGAUUAUACGGCCGCGUGGCACAGUCGAAGAAGCCUUUACUUUAAUUUGCGGAAUCAGAACUGCCCUUGGCGAAGUGGAAAAAGUGGAUUUUUACGUCGCAAGUGCCUGGGGAACGAGCAGUCGCAGGGUGCGGAGAGACAUGCGAACGGCGGCGGUACGGAGAGACGGUUUUGGUCUAUGACUGCGUGAGAGGGACGAAUCGAGCGCCGAUCGCGGAGGAGCCGUGCCAACUCGGAACAUGGUGCCUAACGUUUGCCUGUCACUGCCCUUCUCAUCCUACUGGCUGCCUCUGCUGCUCCUGCUGGGCUGCGUGGUGUCCCCCUCGCAGGCAGACAGCUUGCCAAGUUUCGUUAAGACCCCGGAGGACCAGACCGGCAUCUCGGGCGGGGUGGCGUCCUUUGUCUGCCAGGCGGUGGGGGAGCCCAAACCCCGGAUCACGUGGAUGAAGAAGGGGAAGAAAGUCAGCUCGCAGCGCUUUGAGGUGAUAGAGUUUGAUGACGGAUCAGGCUCCGUCCUGCGUAUCCAGCCCCUGCGCACGCACCGGGACGAGGCCAUAUAUGAGUGCACGGCGACCAACAGCGUGGGGGAGAUAAACACCAGCGCCAAGCUCACCGUGCUCGAAGAGAACCAGAUUCCCCUGGGCUUCCCGAACAUUGACAUGGGCCCCCAGCUGAAGGUGGUGGAGCGCACGCGCACGGCCACCAUGCUCUGUGCCGCCAGUGGCAACCCAGACCCCGAGAUCUCCUGGUUCAAGGACUUCCUGCCCGUCGACAUCAAUAGCAGCAAUGGGCGAAUCAAGCAGCUUCGCUCAGGGGGUACGCCGAUCCGAGGAGCCCUGCAGAUCGAGAACAGCGACGAGUCGGACCAGGGGAAGUACGAAUGUGUGGCGAUGAACAGCGCGGGGACACGCUACUCUGCCCCUGCCAACCUCUAUGUGCGCGUUCGCCGCGUGCCGCCGCGCUUCUCCAUCCCGCCGGCCAACCAGGAGGUGAUGCCGGGCGGCAGCACCAACCUGACGUGCGUGGCGGUGGGCGCGCCCAUGCCCUACGUCAAGUGGAUGGUGGGCGACGUGGAGCUCACCAAGGAGGAGGAGAUGCCCGUGGGCCGCAACGUGCUGGAGCUCGCCAACAUCCGCCAGUCGGCCAACUACACCUGCGUGGCCAUCUCCUCGCUGGGCAUGAUCGAGGCCACCGCCCAGGUCACCGUCAAAGCACUUCCGAAGCCCCCCACGUCGCUGACUGUGACGGAGACGACAGCCACCAGCGUCACGCUGACGUGGGACUCGGGCAACCCGGAGCCUGUCUCCUACUACAUGAUCCAGUACCGCGCCAAGGCCGCGGACGUCGGCUUCCAGGAGGUGGACGGCGUGGCCACCACGCGCUACAGCAUCGGUGGCCUUAGCCCCUACUCGGAGUACGAGUUCCGCGUCAUGGCGGUGAACAACAUCGGGCGCGGGCCGCCGGGCGAGCCCGUGGAGACGCGCACCGGUGAGCAGGCACCAUCGUCGCCGCCGCGCCAGGUGCAAGCGCGCAUGCUGAGCGCCAGCACCAUGCUGGUGCAGUGGGAACCGCCCGAGGAGCCCAACGGCCAGGUGCGCGGCUACCGCGUCUACUACACCACGGAGGCCGAGGCCCCACCCAGCUCCUGGCAUAAGCACAACACGGACGACAGCCGCCUCACCACCAUCUCCGGCCUGAUCACGGACAUCACCUACAGCCUGCGCGUGCUGGGCUUCACGUCCGUGGGCGACGGCCCGCUGUCCGAGGCGCUGCAGGUCAAGACGCAGCAAGGAGUCCCAGCACAGCCGUCCGGGUUCGAGGCCGAGGCCGAGCUGGACACGCGCAUCAUGCUCAGGUGGCUGUGGCCUGUGCAGGAGCCGAUCACCAAGUAUGAGCUCCAGUACUGGGAGGCGGGAUCGGACAACAAGAUCGAAGUCACCUUUGGCCCGGCCGGCUCGUACGCUGUGGAGGGCCUGAAGCCAGACACGCCGUACAAGUUCUCGCUGGCGGCGUGCUCGGAGAUGGGAGUGGGGGUGUUCACCAAGCCCAUCGAAGCCCGCACGGCGCAGUCCACCCCUUCGGCCCCCCCCCAGGAUGUGCAGCUGCUCAGCCUGAGCUCCACCAGCAUCAAGGUGAGUUGGGCGGCCCCACCCGCCGCCAGCCGCCACGGCGCCAUCGUGCGCUACACCGUCGGCUACCAGGCCACCAGCGGCGAGGACCCCGAGCGCCACGAGGUGACCGACAUCGGCGCCGACGCCACCUGGCAGGUCCUGGAGGGCCUGGAGAAAUGGACGGAGUAUCAGGUGUGGGUGAGGGCCCACACAGACGUGGGCGCCGGGCCCGAGAGCGCCCCAGUACGCAUCCGAACCAACGAGGACGUGCCGGGUGCUCCGCCGCGGAAGCUGGAGGUCGAGGCCCUGAACGCCACAGCCAUCCGGGUGACAUGGAAGCCGCCGCUCUCGGGCAAGCAACAUGGCCAGAUCCGGGGCUACCAGGUGAUCUACUCGCGCCUGGAGAACGGCGAGCCGCGAGGGCAGCCCAGCAUCAUGGACGUGGCGCUGCCCGAGGCCCAGGAGGCCGUCAUCUCUGGACUGCUCUCCGAGACGUCCUACUCGGUGACGGUGGCAGCGUACACGACCAAGGGCGAUGGAGCUCGCAGCAAAGCCAAGGUCAUCAAAACGACGGGCGCAGUUCCCAGUAAGCCCACUAUGAUCAUCAGCACCACGGUGGAAAACACAGCCCUGGUCCAGUGGCAGCCCCCCAAGGAGGUCGCGGGCGAGCUGACGGGCUACCGGCUACGCUACAAACGUCUGGAGGAAGAGGCCUUCACCGUGCGGGAGUUCAAGCGCACAGAUGACCACUACACCGUCACGGGCCUGUACAAAGGCGCUACCUACAGCUUCCACCUGAGCGCCCGCAACCGGGCGGGCACCGGCGAGGAGCACGUGAAGGAAAUCGGCACGCAGGAGGACGUGCCGGCGGGCUUCCCGCUCAACCUCAGCGUAGUGGGCCUCACCACCACCACCACACGCCUCACCUGGGAGCCGCCGGCGCCGGCCGAGCGCAACGGGCGCAUCGUGCAGUAUGCCGUGGUGUACCGCGACAUCAACAGCCAGCAGAACAGCACCAACCGCACGGCUGACACGCACAUGACCCUCCACGGCCUCCGGCCCGACACCACCUACGACAUCCGCGUGCAGGCCUUCACCAGCAAGGGCGGCGGCCCCCUGAGCCCCAGCAUCCAGAGCAGGACCAUGUCCACGUCGCCGGCAUUCGCCACAAGCUUCGGCGUCAAGACGGUGAUGAAGACCUCCGUCCUUCUCACCUGGGAGCUGCCGGAGAACUUCAAAUCCCAAGUGCCUUUUAAGAUCCUGUACAACCAGCAGAGCGUGGAGGUGCAGGGGAACCUGAAGCGGAGGCUGAUCUCAGGCCUGAAGCCCGACACCAACUACUCCUUCGUGCUGAUGAGCAGGGGCAACAGCGCCGGCGGCCUACAGCAGCAGGUCUCCAUCCGCACCGCCCCCGACCUCCUCAAGACCAAGCCUGCCUACGUGUGGGCGGAGUCAGCCGGCGGAGGCGGCAAGCACGUCAUCAGUCUGCCCAAAGUGGUCACAGCGGCGUCCGUCAGGUGGUACUACAUUGUGGUGGUCCCGGGCCCCCUGGCGACCACGCGCAGAUGGGAGAACCCAGACGAGCUGGAGCUGGACGAGCUCCUGGACUCCAGCGAGGGCGCAGCCCUGAGACGCCGCCGACGCUACGCCGACAUCAGCAGGCCCUACAUAGCCGCCAGGCUGGCCACACUGCCAGACACCUUCACCCUCGGCGACGAGAAGAGCUACAACGGCUUCUACAACCGGCCCGUGGCCGUCAAUCAGUCGUACAAGUGCUUCGUCAUGGCUGAGCUGAAGGAGCAGCAUCUCCCAGCGGCCAAUGAGAAGCAGCGGAUGUUCUCGGCCAGCCCGUAUUCGGAGCUGGUGACGGUGGCGGGUGGAGGCAACGGCGUGGGGCGCAGCAUGGAGCAGCCUGAGAUGCUUUGGGUCAUGGGCCCCGUGCUCGCUGUCGUGCUCAUCGUCAUCAUCGUCAUCGCCAUCCUGCUCUUCAAGAGGAAACGAGCCUCCCCCUUGCCCAAGGAUGAGCACCUGGGCGGGGUGAAGGACUCUCUGCUGGCAAAUUCGUCUGAUCCUGUGGAGAUGAGAAGAAUCAACUACCAGACACCAGGAAUGCGGGAGCACCCGCCCAUCCCCGUGUGCGACCUGGCUGACCACAUCGAGCGCCUCAAGGCCAACGACGGUCUCCGCUUCUCACAGGAGUACGAGUCCAUCGACCCUGGCCAGCAGUUCACCUGGGAGAAUUCCAACAUGGAGGUCAACAAGCCCAAAAACCGCUAUGCCAACGUCAUCGCCUACGACCACUCCAGGGUUGUCCUGACCUCCGUGGACGCGGUUCCAGGAAGUGACUACAUCAACGCCAACUACAUCGAUGGCUACCGCAAGCAGAAUGCUUACAUUGCAACGCAGGGCCCCCUGCCUGAGACGCUCACCGACUUCUGGAGGAUGGUGUGGGAACAGAGAACGUGCACUGUUGUCAUGAUGACCAGAUUAGAGGAGAAGUCACGGGUGAAGUGCGAUCAAUACUGGCCUGCCCGGGGGACGGAGACGUACGGAAUGAUCCAGGUCACCAUGCUGGACACGGUGGAGCUGGCUACCUACAGUGUGCGCACCUUCGCUCUAUAUAAGAACGGCUCCAGCGAAAAGAGGGAAAUCAGGCAGUUCCAGUUCAUGGCCUGGCCAGAUCACGGCGUGCCCGAGUACCCCACUCCCAUCCUGGCCUUCCUGCGGCGGGUGAAGGCGUGCAACCCCCCUGACGCCGGGCCCAUGGUGGUCCACUGCAGUGCUGGCGUCGGCCGCACGGGCUGCCUGAUCGUCAUCGACGCCAUGCUGGAGCGCAUGAAGCACGAGAAGUCGGUGGACAUCUACGGCCACGUGACGUGCAUGCGCGCCCAGCGUAACUAUAUGGUCCAGACAGAGGACCAGUACGUCUUCAUCCACGAGGCCCUGCUGGAGGCGGCCACCUGCGGCAACACAGAGGUGCCCGCCCGCAACCUCUACGCCCACAUCCAGAAGCUCGGCCAGCCCCCGCCCGGCGACACCGUCAGCGCCAUGGAGCUCGAGUUCAAGCGGCUGGCCAACUCCAAGGCCCACACGUCUCGCUUCAUCAGCGCCAACCUGCCCUGCAACAAGUUCAAGAACCGCCUGGUCAACAUCAUGCCCUUCGAGUCGUCCCGCGUCUGCCUGCAGCCCAUCCGGGGCGUGGAAGGCUCUGACUACAUCAAUGCCAGCUGCAUCGACGGCUACAGACAGCAGAAGGCAUACAUUGCCACGCAGGGCCCCCUCGCCGAGACCACCGAGGACUUCUGGCGUAUGCUGUGGGAGCACAACUCCACCAUCGUAGUGAUGCUGACCAAAUUGAGAGAGAUGGGACGGGAGAAGUGUCAUCAGUACUGGCCUGCCGAGCGCUCAGCCCGGUACCAGUACUUCGUGGUGGACCCCAUGGCGGAGUACAACAUGCCUCAGUAUAUCCUGCGGGAGUUCAAAGUGACCGAUGCCAGGGAUGGCCAAUCACGAACGAUUCGCCAGUUCCAGUUCACUGAUUGGCCAGAGCAAGGAGUGCCAAAAACAGGCGAAGGAUUUAUCGAUUUCAUUGGCCAAGUGCACAAAACCAAGGAGCAGUUUGGCCAGGAUGGACCAAUCACUGUGCACUGCAGUGCGGGCGUGGGCAGGACCGGAGUGUUCAUCACUCUCAGCAUCGUGCUGGAGAGGAUGCGCUACGAGGGCGUGGUGGAUGUCUUCCAGACGGUGAAGACCCUGCGCACGCAGCGACCUGCCAUGGUGCAAACAGAGGACCAGUACCAGCUGUGCUACAGGGCGGCGCUAGAGUACCUGGGGAGCUUCGACCACUAUGCAACGUAACCACUCUUAGACCACCCCCCCCUCCCCCAUCACCCUCCGGACCAAUCCUUCGUUAAAGCAGCGAGCGUUUCCUUCUGAGCCACCAAGCUCCCGGCCCAUCCCGUACAGAGCGCUACCACAGGAGCCUCCGCCCACCCGACGGGCCCCUCCACCUGUGCAGACUGGCUCUGAGACAACCACAAGACAAAACGCAUCCUUAAAGCUCCUUGUGAAGCUCACAGGUUUGAAAGCCUUUUAAGGGUUCCAUCUUCAGCUCACGGCACCAACACCUGCAGUUGAAGGCAACUGGUAGCAUUUUGUUUGUUGUUCAUUUUUUAAAUCAAGUUAUCAUGUUAUUGUGAAAUUUGAGUAAAAAUAUAUUGUUAUUGCUUUUAUUUAGAAUAUUAAUUUUUUAAUCAUUUAACAUCUUUUGUCUUAAUGGCCCCUGUGGGUCUGUAUUCUCCGCAAUUUGUACUGUUUUUUGUUAUUUUGUUUGGGGUUUUUGUUUGGUUUAGGUUACUUUAGCACAAGGGACAUGUAUUUUUAACACGUUCCUAGAUACUAAUACAAGAGAGCCACUGCUCUCUGAGCUGCUGUCAGUUUUACUUUAUAACAUGGUUUUAUUGUUUCUUUUUUCCUUUAUAUGUAAUUGGCUUAUCUGGCGAAUUGGAGUGGGUUAACAUGUUGAUUUCCUGUCUCUUUGUAGAAAAGAAAACCAUGGGGAAAAAAAUCAACUGAAACGUACCUUUGUAAUUUGAGUUAAUGGUACUAAGUAAACACAUUUGCGGAAGAUGCACUCGAUUGAGUAAUACUUGUGGGGGGGCGGAGCAUAUACUUUAAAUAUAGCCAAACGACUAACGAAACUGAAAUAAGCACUGUACAGAAACCAGGAGAGGCAAGACUUUCCGAAGAGCCUUGUUAAACGGUGACCUUCGUUCUGAACGGAGCGCGUUCGUCAGGCGUGGGACAUAGCUGGGGUAAGAGAACACGGGGCUUCGCCCUGCCGGCGUCCUUGGUCAUGGCACACGGGGAGAGUCCUCAUCUCAGCAGCCUGUACAGUAUUAACCACUCCCCCAAGGGCAAGAGAACUCUACUUACCUUCCCCUCAACUGACCCGCUAUCCUUUUUAUACAGAAAUAUAGAUAUAUAUACAUCCGAGGAAUUAUAAAUACUGUUAUUCAUAUAGUAUAUAUACAGCAUCAAAUAUAUUGUCAAUCAUUCUCUGGAUUUUCUUGACAUACCAACAGAGGGGGAAAAAACUGAGACUGCUGUCGCGCCUAUGUGUUAAUGGUACAAAGUUAUAUCUGCUGUAUUAUCAUCACGCCCCCGGUUUUAGGCAUCCUCCAUGGUCUGAGCGAGACAGCACACAACAAACGGGGAGAAGUCAGUGCCGACGCGAGGAACAGCAGGCAUGAGCGGACUACAAAGACGCGUUAUGUUGGCAAAAAAGUUCAUUUUUAUCUUGUGAAUGACCCGUGCUGUAGAGGUUCGCUCUGUUGUAUACACGAUCUGUUUUCUAUUUGUUAAUGAGAAAACUGGAAUUCAAAUGUUUGGGGGGGACUUAAUGUUAAUAAAGUUGAAUAAUUGUUUUGUUCUUUUUGUACAAAACAUUUAAAGUGUCUUUUUGUAUUUUUUUGAAUGUAAUCUUUUUUGAUAGCAUGGAACACAUGUGCCUAGUUUUGAAGUAAAAGUUGAGCAUUCACAAAGGUGUGAGCUGUAAUGAUACAGUGGAUUCAGGAGACUGCACAACAGUGUACUGUUUAUUGCCUUAAUCUAAGUAAACUAAUUGUCUCUUUUAACCAUUAAUAUUGUAGACUAUAGAAGUUUGAAGAGUGAAUGCCUGUUUGUGUGUCCGUGUACCGCUGUUUUCUUGUACACAUCGCAUAAUCAUAACACUAUUUGGACAGUCCACUGGAGAUUGGCUGUAGACUAUGUUCAGCAAACUUUCAAAUAAAUAUUUUUUAAGCAUUGA